AUGUCCACACCCCCCGAAUUUCCGCCAUCGUUUGUCCGGCCAUGGAAGGAAUUACUCUUAUCGCGACAAAGGGAACAGCUUGGCGAUCUUCCCAACCACCAUGUUCGCGAUCCUGAAUGUUUAAUCACAACUAGCUCACCGCAGACGCUCUACGUUGGUACCGGCUACUCAAUAUUCACGCGCGGCAUAAUUCCAGCCAUUCUCAACGCGAAAUCCUCAGUGCAUUUCGUUACCUGUUACUGGGCGGCCUCUCCAUCCCUCGACGCCAUCAAGGAAGCGCUUCUUGACUUGGCCGCCUCGCGCAGAGGUCACGGCACAGCGCGGUCUCCGCUAAAGGUUACCAUCGGAUUCUCAUCAUGGGGGCUAUUUCAGAAAUUAUUUCAUACAUCAUCUAGAGAUGGACAGCUCUAUCCGCCAUCGCAAUGGGGUAAACUUGGUCUGCCGGAUCAGAGGACACUUGCCAGUGGGGGCAUUCAGCUCACUGUCAAAAGUCUAUUCUUCACUCCCUUUAGUGUCAUGCACCCCAAGUAUGUCAUUAUUGAUGGAUGUAGGGCGUUUGUACCGAGCUGCAACGUCAGCUGGGAGAGGUGGUUUGAGGGUUGUGUUGAGUUGGAAGGCGAUGUCGUUCAGACCCUAAUGGCAUUCCAUCAAAGAGUCUGGGGCAUUGCUCCGGAUCCGAGUACUGCGAUUGACGAUGGGCGUGGACCGAGAGGAAGCCCCUUGGCACAAGACGGCGAUACGCAGACGGUGGACACAGCGAACAGCGAGACGGGAUUUCUACCUGAGGACGACGCCUCUGCGAUUAAGUCCCUGAAAUUGACUGGGAACGACAAUAUACCAACCAUACUUUUACCUUCCUCGCAUCAUAGAAACCCAAGAUUCAGCUUUUUUCCUUUUCUUUCUCACUCAGAUCCGCCCAUGACGCCGUUAAAUGCUGCACUGCUUACACUCAUCGCGAAUGCUAGACGUCAAAUUACAAUCUUGACGCCGAAUGUCACAUCGUGGCCUGUUUUGAACUCGUUGUUGGAGGCACUUGGCCGCGGGGUUGAUGUUCAGAUCCGAACUAAUCAAGGCAUGAUGCUCAUUGAACAGCUAGUCACAGCGGGGACUACUACGUCAAUAUGCUUGAAGAAAUUUGUCAAGCGAUACAACCAACUCAGAGCUAAUAGCCAGCCUUCUGAUAUUGAAGCCCCGCCGGUAUCGCUGGGUAGACUAGAGAUUCUGUACUACAAGCCAGUGGCUCGCAGAAGGGGACGAGAGGAUGAGCCAGUGGUGAGUCAUUUCAAGAUGACAAAGGUUGAUAAUGAGUACCUCGUUCUGGGAUCAGGGAAUAUGGAUAGAGCAAGUUGGUGGACGAGCCAGGAACUGGGGUUCCUCUUCUAUGUUCCCGGCCUUGACUGGCACAAACUAUGGGAUGGGAUCCUCGAAAGGAGGAUGGAAGUGUUUUACCGAUCCUGA
Pochonia chlamydosporia 170 is the source of this 1458-nucleotide messenger RNA. RefSeq names its product IQ calmodulin-binding motif protein. The record is from RefSeq and is a predicted model, not a curated record. NCBI's taxonomy places the organism in Eukaryota, Fungi, Ascomycota, Sordariomycetes, Hypocreales, Clavicipitaceae. Bases 1 to 1458 code for a protein of 485 amino acids. The transcript has a single exon. Gene Ontology annotation, molecular function: catalytic activity.